AUGACCACAUCUGCUCCAGCAACAAUAUCGAAACCAGGUCCGAGUAUAUUAAAAACUUCUAAAAACAAUCAAACAAUUAAUGGUAAACACAAAACAACCGGACCUGAUAAAAGUCCAAGCAAGCAGCCACUAAUACAAGCUGAAUUAAGAGCAAAUGAUAGUAUUGGAUCCUUCCUAAAUGAGACAUCAAAUCUGUUAAGAAAAUCAGAGGGUGAGGUAAAAAUUACAAAAGUUACUGCCACAAUAAUGUUGCCUACCCCAGCUGUGGAACCAACAGCAAUAGCGUCGAAAGCAACAACUUUUGCAACAACAGCAGUAACUGCAAUGCCUAAAGCGACGUCUACUAAAGAUCAAUUAACUUCGUUUAUGCCAAGUACACCAGCGACAACAAAAAUACUCGCAACAGGUACAUCGAGUAGUGGCAGAGAGCGCAUUUUAACAACAUUUGGGGACCGCAGCCAAACGACAAUUUCUUUAGCAACGACUAUAGCAACAAGUAGAACAGCCCCCACAAUUGCAGCAGAAAACGCAACGAAAACUAUAAAUACUUCCGGCGGAAUGUUGCCACCAUCAAAACCAAUUCCAAUAAAUACCAAUUUUACAACAAUAACAACAUCCACGAAAUCCUCAGCUUACACAACAUUUGGCCCGGCUGCACCAACUGCGACCACUAUAACGCAACCAACUAAAAUAGCACCAACAAAAGUGGUCGAAAUGAAUGUGAAGCCAAUCACAGCUACAAUACAAAAACCAACAACAUUCUCUACCACAUACACAAGCACAUCUACCACAGUUGGAAAUACAAUAACCGGGUCAACGGCGACAUCGACGACAACUGCAACAGCAACAACAAUAGGUCCAAAAUUAAAUGGCAAUAUUAGUGCAUUCACGACUACACAACUAACGGCAAUCGUAUCCACUACAACAGUCUCUAGACCGAUAGCAACUUCUGAUCCGAAAACUGUUGCAUCCACAACAGUUCAAGAAGCAACAGCAAUGAGAACUAGCGCAGCAUCAACACCCGUUAAUAAAGCAGUAAAAUAUAAUGCAGCCUCUAAAAUAGAUACCAAAGUAGCAACAACAGCAGUCACUAAACCAACUAUGGUCUCUUCGUCUGAUAUCACUUCAAAUACAAUUGCUACUACAUCAAACACUACAACAGCACAUAAAACUAUAACAACUACAACAAUUGUACCAACAAAACAUAGCAAACCUACAACUGCAGCGACUACAACAGCUUCAAACACAAUUGCCACCACAAGUAUCGCUACGACUGCAAAAGUAGCAAAUCAGAGCAACAUAGCUACUUCAACACAAGCCACAAAAACGCUUACUACAACAGCAGCAACAGUGAAGCAAGACCUGACCAGCAAGCCAGUCUCAGUAACUUCUUCCACAACCAUCCCAACGAAAUCAGAUAAAAGUACAGUCAUGCCUUCAACGUCAAGCUCAGAUACGAAGCCAACAACAAAAGAAGUCCACACAGCAGUCCAACCAGCAGCAACACAUACUACAUUGCCUAAGACAACGUCCACAUCCACCACAGCACCCAUUGCAAAAGCAACAACAGUUUUAAAACCCACACCAGCAACAGUACCAUCUGCUAUUGGAGCGAAACCAAUCGCCAGUUCCACAGCAAAAUCCACAGUCACAACUACAACUACUGCAACAAAGGCAACCUCUAUUGCUUCCACAUCAAAGAGUGGAACUACAGCACCAGCAGUUCAUUUAACUGGAAGUACACCAAAUACCACAACCAUAACUGCAAACACAGCAACAGCGACAGCGACAGCAACAGUGAAAGCAACAACUACUACAAGACCCACUGACACAAGUACCACAAAAAAAACAACAAAUAUCGGUAAGAAUAAAGCACAAAAAUUAGAACAAAAAGAAUUCACAUCAGCCGAAGCGAAAAAGAUUGUAAAUCAUUAUAAUGAAUUGGUAGAUGCACUGCGCAAACGUAAACGUAUAUGUAAUGAUAUGCUAGAUGCCAUCAUGGAAGGAUAUCCAAAAUCAAAAAAAGCGUUAAUUGAUGACAUUGGUAUAGAAACAGAUGAAGCUGUUGGUUUUGAUAUAAAACAGUAUAAAUAAAAGUAUUAUUUCAAUUGAACUGUAACUAAUUUAAAGAGUCAUGUCUGACAAAUCCUUAAAUAUUG
Teleopsis dalmanni is the source of this 2159-nucleotide messenger RNA. Its product is annotated as mucin-5AC-like. Lineage: Eukaryota; Metazoa; Arthropoda; Insecta; Diptera; Diopsidae. Gene Ontology annotation, biological process: meiotic joint molecule formation; homologous chromosome pairing at meiosis; meiotic strand invasion involved in reciprocal meiotic recombination. Gene Ontology annotation, cellular component: condensed nuclear chromosome; DNA recombinase auxiliary factor complex. The coding region runs from base 1 to 2094 and encodes 697 amino acids. Gene Ontology annotation, molecular function: double-stranded DNA binding; recombinase activator activity. The record is from RefSeq and is a predicted model, not a curated record. The transcript is spliced from 3 exons.